Macrosiphum euphorbiae (potato aphid) is the source of this 864-nucleotide messenger RNA. The record is from the annotation of a GenBank genome assembly. Lineage: Eukaryota; Metazoa; Arthropoda; Insecta; Hemiptera; Aphididae.
AUGCUAACAUCACCAAAAAUUAUUGGUAUACCAUUUCAACGAUUUACAAUAGAUUAUAUUUUGCCAAUUAAUCCCCCAAGCAAUGGCAACUCAUAUAUUUUGGUAGGAACUUGCGCAACUACAAAAUACGCUAUAGCAAAAUCAUACAAAAACGCUGACGCAAGGUCGACAGUAGCAUAUUUAAUAGAUAUAAUUUUACAAUUCGGAGCAAUAGGCGAAAUACACUCUGACCGAGGCUUACAUUUUGCAAAUAAAUUGGUGAAAGACUUACUAAAAGCGCUAAAUAUAAAUAACACAUAUUCAAAUGCAUACCGUCCCCAGAGCCAAGGCCACACAGAAAAGUUCAACGGGACUUUGAUAGAUAUGAUUAGCCACUUUGUACAGGAACAACCAAAAAAAUGGAGUCUAUACUUAAAUAUGUACUAUUUGCGUAUAAGCAGUAAACAGUACACAGCAAUUAAUGAUGCAACGAAAAACACACCGUUUUACCUAUUACACGGAUAUAAUCCAAAAUCCAUAUUUGAUCACAACUUUAUAAGUACAGAAACAUCCCCCGAAAUUUUACUGGAAUUAGAAAAAUUAAAAAAUAUUCGAGACGAACUCCCAAAAUUAUUAGCGGACAGAUAUUUAAAAAAUAAAAAACAUUAUGACUCAAAUAAGGUACAGGUAAAAUUUAAAUUAAACGAAAAAGUACUGAUUAAAGACGAAAAUAGAAAAUCUAAAUUUGCUUACAGGUACAACGGCCCGUUUAAAAUAAUGAAGCAAGUAUCGGAUGUAACUUAUGUAGUAGAAAUAAUUAAAAAUGGACAGUUAGUAAACGAAUACAAACAUGUUAGUCAGUUAAAAAAAUAUAAAGAACGCUAA